AGACGCGGGCACCGCACACACGCCGCACACCCCCCGCACACACGCACGCCCCCUCGGCGAGGGGAGGGCGCCGGCGAUUGCAGCCCAGGUGCCAGCUCCUCCUCGCCGCGCCGGCCACUGCUGGGCCGGUCCCCGGGACACGGACAGACCUUGCUGGAGCGGCGGCGGCUGGGGGAGAGCCGAGGAGCUGCCCCGCGGAUCCGUCUCCCUCCCCCUCCCUCCCGGAUUACAAGGAAUUGCCUGCUCCUUCCCAGAGGCGAGCGAGGGUUACCCAAAGAGCCAACCUCCUUCGCGCCCCGCGGUCCGAAAGAAUCCCCGUGGACUCUUGAGAAGACAGGGGGGGCUUUCGGGAGCAUGGCAUCGACAGAAGGUGCCAACAAUAUGCCUAAGCAAGUGGAAGUGCGGAUGCAUGAAAGUCAUCUGAGUCCAGUGGAGCCCAGGUCCAGGAACAUAUGUGUGCAGUUCUGCCAGUCCCUGCACAGGAACCUGCUCCUCACUCUGACUGUCUUUGGUGUCAUCCUGGGGGCAGUGUGUGGUGGCCUUCUUCGGCUAGCAACGCCGAUUGAUCCUGACAUCAUCAUGCUAAUAGCCUUCCCAGGAGAUAUACUCAUGAGGAUGCUAAAAAUGCUGAUCCUCCCUUUAAUUAUCUCCAGUUUAAUCACAGGCCUGUCUGGUUUGGAUGCUAAAGCCAGCGGCCGCUUGGGUACCCGAGCCAUGAUCUACUACAUGUCCACCACCAUCAUUGCUGCUGUGCUGGGUGUGAUCCUGGUCUUAGCCAUCCAUCCAGGCAAUCCCAAACUCAAGAAGCAGCUGGGCCAAGGGAAGAAGAAUGAUGAAGUCUCCAGCCUGGAUGCUUUCCUGGACCUGAUCCGAAACCUGUUCCCUGAGAAUCUGGUCCAAGCAUGCUUUCAGCAGAUCCAAACUGUCACCAAGAAGGUGCUGGUGCCACCCCUCAUGGAAGAGCCACCCAAUGUCACCGACUCUGCUUUCGCCCUGCUGAACGAGACGGUGCGUGAGGCGCCAGAGGCCCAGCUGGUGAUCAAGAAGGGCCUGGAGUUCAAGGAUGGCAUGAAUGUGCUGGGUUUGAUAGGAUUCUUCAUUGCUUUUGGCAUUGCUAUGGGGAAAAUGGGAGAGCAGGCCAAGAUGAUGGUGGAUUUCUUCAACAUCCUGAAUGAGAUUGUUAUGAAGUUAGUAACCAUGAUCAUGUGGUAUUCUCCUUUGGGCAUUGCUUGCCUCAUCUGUGGGAAAAUCAUUGCCAUCAAGGACUUGGAGGUAGUUGCCAGGCAGCUUGGCAUGUACAUGGUCACUGUGAUCGUGGGCCUUGUCAUCCAUGGAGGGAUCUUCCUGCCUCUGCUCUACUUUGUCAUUACAAGGAAAAGCCCCUUUUCCUUCCUUGCUGGGAUUUUCCAGGCAUGGAUUACAGCACUGGGCACAGCUUCCAGUGCCGGGACGCUGCCGGUGACCUUCCGCUGCCUGGAGGAGAACCUGGGCAUCGACAAGCGCGUCACGCGGUUCGUGCUGCCCGUGGGGGCCACCAUCAACAUGGACGGCACCGCUCUCUACGAGGCGGUGGCCGCCAUCUUCAUCGCUCAGAUGAACGGCAUCGAGCUGGACGGCGGCCAGAUCGUCACCGUGAGCUUGACUGCCACCCUGGCCAGCGUUGGAGCUGCCAGCAUCCCCAGUGCUGGCCUGGUCACCAUGCUGCUGAUCCUCACUGCAGUGGGUCUCCCUACCCAGGACAUCAGUUUGCUUGUUGCUGUUGACUGGCUUUUGGACCGGAUGCGGACGUCGGUCAACGUGGUGGGGGACUCCUUUGGCGCCGGCAUUGUCUACCACCUCUCCAAGGCAGAGCUGGACAGCAUCGAUUCCCAUCACAAAGGGCACGAAGACAUCGAAAUGACCAAGACUCAGUCCCUCUACGACGACAUGAAAAACCAUAGGGAAAACAACUCAAACCAGUGCGUUUUUGCAGCUCACAACUCAGUCAUAGUAGAUGAGUGCAAGGUCACACUGGCAACCAAUGGCAAAUCUGCAGACUUCAGUGUUGUUGAAGAAGAGCCUUGGAAGCGUGAAAACUAAAGGAAGAGAUUCCUAGCUCCACCUUUAAUAAGCCCUGAAGCUCUCUCCUGGCAAAAGAUAUCAGCAUUAAAGAAGAUCUCUCUCUCUCUCUCUCUUUUUUUUUUUCAGUUCUGUUUUGGUUUUGGUUUUGUUUCCUGUUUAACAGCUACAGUUUCUGCUUCCUUAAUUCCUUAACUGAAACUUAGCAAAGAUGUCACCGAGCUCCUGUAGUGUCUUUGCCAAGCUGCGCUCCGUCCCCAGCCGUCUCCCUGGCGCUGCUGCAUGGAUGGUGCAGCUGCAGAGUGCUCCAGGCAGUGCCCUGUGCUUUCCCCCUGCCUCCCCAUCUCGGUCCAGACACAGAGAAUGUAAAAUGCUGCAAAUGGGAAGAUCCAAGUGCCAGCACAGUUCACUGCAGGGACUCAGGGUCACAGACACGAGAGAAGCACACCACCACUAAGCCUUCGAGUGUUCUGCUGACUCCUGUGGCGCUCCCGGGCUGUUUAGCACCCUGUGGUUGAAGCAUCUUUUGGCAAUGCCCACGAAGGUUUCUGUUUGUUCUCAUAAAAACAAGCACUGUAUUUCUGUGCCUAGCUGUACUUUGAUCUGAAGUUAGGUCCAGGGGCAAGGUGAAUGCACAGCAGUCAGUAAGUGCAAGCAGGUGUUUUGUCAGGUCAGUACAACUAACACUUCAGCAUCCAGACAAGACCUUAGAGGUCUGUGUGGACUUGAUGGGUCUUGACCAGCUGUCCCAGGGCAGGUGCAGCCCUUCUUUUGUGAGGGGGCUGUGCAGCUUUGGGACCACAAUGCAUCAGAUAGUACCAGGCAGUGUUGCUGCAGGGGCCGGGAGCUAUGCCUGAUGUACAAAGCACAGAGCACCGUGGGCUGAAGUGAUGCCAUUCUUAAUCAAAUGAAGGCAGCACCUUACUGUUGCUCCUGCUUCGCUGGUGUCAGGGGUGGACAGGACUACUCAAGUAAGGUACUACCAAGGUUGAUCAUGGAUGGCAUGACUGGGGACUUGAUAAUGAGCUAUAAACAAAUUCUGAAGCCAUUACUCUAAGAAACUGGGAGUAUCUGAAUGUGGUCAUCAGUAGCAUGGAAUAGGAAGUGGAAGCCACCUUUCAAGUAUGUCCUGAAUGCUUUGCUAAGCCUACUUCCAGAGAAGGGUCAUAGAAUUUGGCCAGGGUUGGGACUGAUGGAUUAACCAACCAGAAUGUCAGGAUGAGUAGGUGAGUACAUUCCAUCUACACCACUCUCUCCUCUUGCAGAGUAGCAAUUCAUCUCUAACCCAGAAGAGCAUUUCUUAGAGCACAUGGUGUCUGAAUUGCCAGCCUAGUGUUUUGGUGGCGUAGUGUAACUGACUCACCUGGCAAGAAGAAAUUGCAGCCACAGUAACCACCCUGCAAAGGGUUUUUAAAGGUGCUUGGUAGCCCCCAGCAGUUUUAAGACACUGGUCAAUGCCAUUGUACUAUUAGCAACGUUCUGUAGCAAAGCUGAGCCACGUGGCCUUGGGAGGCUCUGCCCACACACAUCCAGCUUCGUGGGGCUUUUUGGGGGUAGCUCUCAGAGGUUCUCAGAAUGAGUCAGAAUGUGAAGGUGUGGUGAACUUUAAAAUGGCAAAAACCAGAGCUUGAAGCACUGACAGAAACAGGCUGUGUGGUGGCAGCGCUCAGGCCUGCCAUGGGGUUCAACGGGAGCCGUGUGUGUUUCGCUGCAGAGGGGCUCUUGGCUCCACUGAAGCUCUUGAGAUACGAAUAUAAUCUGCUUUUGCUCAUCUGCAUGCCUAGAAAUGCAUCUGAAAAUGCACAGGGACCUGAGCCAGUAGCCAAGGCUGCUUGGAUGAGUCAUGAUGUGCACGAUCAAGCCCGUGGUCAGAGCAUCCCUCACCGAAGCGUUCGGGCUGCUGGGAUGUUCCCUUGCCUCGCUUCUGUGCCAUGGCUCCAACCCUCAGCAAACAGCCUGUGAAUGGAACAAACACUGAGCCACUGGCAAUCCUUUCUGCAGACCUUUCACCUGUGCUAGAGGUGGAGACCUUUUCCAGAGGCCUCCUGAAGCAUCUCAAAGGAUCCUGAAGGAUUUUCCUUUGCGAGGGCAGGAGUUGUAAGCUAGUCACAGAGGUGGUGGGCAGGCUGUCUUCUCCUGUCUUUGGUCACUGCUAUGAGUGCAUCCAGAGUUCACCUCCAGCUAGCUGCCGCCGC
Messenger RNA from Dryobates pubescens (Downy woodpecker), 4253 nucleotides. RefSeq names its product solute carrier family 1 member 2 (gene SLC1A2). The record is from RefSeq and is a predicted model, not a curated record. Gene Ontology annotation, molecular function: neutral L-amino acid transmembrane transporter activity; glutamate:sodium symporter activity; L-glutamate transmembrane transporter activity. NCBI's taxonomy places the organism in Eukaryota, Metazoa, Chordata, Aves, Piciformes, Picidae. Gene Ontology annotation, cellular component: plasma membrane. The transcript is spliced from 11 exons. Bases 355 to 2079 code for a protein of 574 amino acids. Gene Ontology annotation, biological process: L-glutamate transmembrane transport.